Molecule: messenger RNA, 1104 nt
Organism: Gorilla gorilla gorilla (western lowland gorilla)
Lineage: Eukaryota; Metazoa; Chordata; Mammalia; Primates; Hominidae
Gene: C23H22orf15
Product: chromosome 23 C22orf15 homolog
Exons: 7
Coding region: 334-975 (213 amino acids)
Source: RefSeq, a predicted model, not a curated record
AAGGCAUUUCCUGCCUAGAUGUCUCCACCCCCACUGCCAUGGAGACCAGCUUGGAAGCUUAGGGGAGCUGCUGUGGCCCAGGGCUCAGUGGGGAGGAAGAGGAGGCCAGGAGUCUUGGACUAGCUGCAGGGUUUGAGCUAGGCUGAAGCAGCAGAACCACAGAGGUGGCUGAGCAGGGGCCUGGCCCUGGGACCCAGCCAUCCACACUCACACAUCCACUUCUCCCUCCAGAGCCCGGCCCUGAAGCAGGUCUCUGCUCCAGGCCUUUCCUUAGUUGGGGAAUCGAGAGUUGGGGGAUCAAAGCCCCCCACAUCUCCCUCACCCGCUGCAGCUAUGUUUAUCAAGGUGAUGUUUGGGGCCGGCUGCUCGGUGCUGGUGAACACCUCUUGCAGGCUGGUGAACCUCACCGCCCACCUGAGGCAGAAAGCAGGGUUGCCCCCAGAUGCCUCUCUCCAUGUCCUCCCAGCGACCAUUGCUCUCCUGGCUGAGGACGGCAACCUAGUGAGCCUGGAGGAGGACCUGAAGGAAGGGGCUUCCCGGGCCCAAACCAUGGGCAACUCCCUGCUGAAGGAGCGAGCCAUAUAUGUCCUCGUUCGGAUCAUCAGUAAGAGGGAGAGGACAUGGCCUCCACCCGCUAUGAGUCCCUAUUGGAAAACCUGGAUGACCAUUACCCAGAGCUGGCACAGGAACUGCGCAGGCUGUCAGGCCUCUCCUCUGCGGGCCACAACUGGAGGAAGCGCAUGGGCACUCGGCGAGGCCGCCAUGAGCAAAGCCCCACUUCAAGGCCCAGAAAGGCUUGGGGACCUGGCACACUACUGCCAACUAGCCAAGUUGGACUCAGACCCAGGGGGGUUAGCCAUGACCUCUGCCCUGUGUGAUCAGGUGCAAACAGACAACAACCCAGCAGGACUCCUCUUGCAGAAUCUGGAAUUGCUGAGAAGUUGCAUCAGCAAGAGGGGCAAGGGCCCUGAUUAAGGGGAUGGAUUGCACACUGUACUGAGACAUCCAUCCUGACCCCACCUCAUCAGCCAGGGAGCUCCCUGAAGACAGGCCAUCGAGAGAGGCACACAACAGGCUGUGGUCUAAAAUAAACUUUUAAUUGCA